GAAGGUUAAUAAGUUAGAGAUGCUCUGUUCUGAAAUCCAAUCCAAACUAGGUUCAGCAUAUGGUCAAUCCUGCAAUAUUCAGUAUAAGAGUGUAGCUGAAACAAGACUAUUGCUCUAUAGAUUAAUUUAUGAAAAGGCUAAAUUGCAGUUGAUGCAAGUGAAGCGUGAAAGAUUGCUGGUAUUUGCUUUUCUUUAUCUCUUUUUUUGGGGAGGGGGGUUCUGCUCAAAUGUGUAUUCUUUAUCACCUUCCUACAUCCCUCAAUUAGAAUCAGGUACAGUUACUGAGAACUGGAGUUCGGGAGUCUCAAAUGUUGAAGUUAAAUUAUGUCAAGCAUCCAUCUGUGUCAGCUGGAAGAGACACUCAACUUGACAAUAAUACAUGUUCAGUUAGAUCUGGAGAGAACCUUGAGGGAACCAAUGAUAAAGUUAGGACAAUGAAGCAUGAGGCUGAUGCUCUGGAGAAGAAGAUAAACAAUUUAACCAAGUCUCUUUGCCCUCACUUCAAGAUAAAAGGAGAACUGAGUUGUGCGGAUACUAUUGAUUUGCUUAAUGAUCAUCUAAAGAAGAGAACUUGUUGGGGAUAUAUACGCCAGGAUAUGCAGUUGUGGGAGGUUGAUGUUCUGCAGAAUAGGAAUGGCUAUCAUAAUGUUAUUCUCAACUACCAUGAGUUCUUAUCUCAAAGUCUUACAUUAGACACCAGUCCAAAUUCAAGCAUUUUUGUUGGAAACAAAUUGAACGAUAUAAACAUCAGUAAGAACUUCCCAAACAUGGAUGCUUGUUCUGCAUUUGCUUUUGUCUUUAACCAUGAAUACACUAAGAAAUAUGUUGGGCCCAAAUGUCUGGCGCAAGAAACACAAAGGACCAGUUCACUUUUACGAAAUCUGCUUGAUGUUAUUGAGGAAGUACAGAUAGCACGGUUAGAAAUUAGGGGUCUGAUUCUUACUAGCUUCCGUUCUCCAUCUGCUAAGCAGCUGGAUUUGCAGCUUGCUUUCAUUGAUUUUGAGAGUGGUGUAAAGCUGAUAAUGUCUCUCGACUUGACAUGUUUGAACUGUGGGGUUUAUCCUUCAGAGAUCCUUCCCCAUCAUUUCCAGACUUCCUCCACUAGGACAGACGACUUACACUGUCCACUCUCAAUUGAAAUAAAAGCUGCAAUCAGUAAUCUUAGAGCUGGGUACUCAAGGAUAAUAAGGCUCUGUAGGUGUGUUACCCAGGUGCUGCAAUCUUCAGGCAGGUGAUUGGGGUUUUUUAUUUAACAUCUUAAAGAAGAGAGAAAGGGCACCUACAAUUCGUCGUUCUCUCUUUGUUGCUUGAUUGAGCAUUAUAUCCUUUUUUUUGUAAGCUGCACUACAAGGUGACAGACUUGCUCCAACAUCUUCAGAAACGGUAGAUGCAUUUCUUUGUCAUAUUUGUUGACCACUUUUUUUGUGGUUCCGUAAAUGUUUAUUGCAGUCCCUUAAAGUAGCCAAUUUACACGAAUGCUGUGACUUUGAACCGAAAUUGCACUCUAUGUAGUAACACACGUCUUUUUCCUUUUUUGGCCGCUCA
Gossypium raimondii (Peruvian cotton) is the source of this 1545-nucleotide messenger RNA. RefSeq lists its product as uncharacterized. The coding region runs from base 309 to 1235 and encodes 308 amino acids. The transcript has 10 exons. NCBI's taxonomy places the organism in Eukaryota, Viridiplantae, Streptophyta, Magnoliopsida, Malvales, Malvaceae. The record is from RefSeq and is a predicted model, not a curated record.